GAAACUUGGAGCCAUGUUUGAGCUGUGCAGUGGCUGCAGCUCAUUUAAAGGCAGACAGUCCAGCAGCAUCAGCAGGUGAGGCUGUCUGUCUGGCACAGGUAGGAAAUGCAAAUGAGAUCAGUUAGAUCUGCUCUUUACAUUCCCUCCGUAUUGCUCACUUUCAUUUUUCCAAACCGCCUGCAGCUGAAACAAAGACAUUUCCUCAUGACUUGAGCUGAGAGACCGGACCCCAAAUCAUGGCAAUGAGCUUCUUUGGAAAACGGAAGAACCUAGACAGUGGACCUCCAGCUCCACCCAGGAGGACAGAUGACAAUGCAGGUUGGCCACAGGAGGAAUUUGAUAACGACGACAACGACGGUGACAUGUAUGAAGUGCCUCCCUGUGAGCGCCACACUGUGAACGUCCCACAGAGAGAGGUGGAGGAGAAUGUCUAUCUGGCAGAGAGGCCGCCCAAACCUGCGCCUCCACAGAGGCAGGUUGUUCUCCCACCCAGACCGGCCAAACCCACGAAACCUCAACAAUGUGCUAAAGAUUUCUUCUCUCCCAAAACCAAGAAAGCACCUGAGAUAAACAGAACUGAGAAACCCGGGAGAAAGAUGAAGCCUCCCCCACCGGUCCGCCCCGCUCCCGUUCCAGACCCUGCAUCCAACACUGAGGAAGAUGUGUAUCUGGAUCCGAAUGAAGAACAGGAAGACAACGAUGACAUGUAUGUGGAACCUACAGCUGCUUGCUCUCCCACCUAUCGUGCGCCGAUGAGGAUGCCUCCGCCUCCGCCUCCGAACAUGAGGCUCGUACCAUCUCCCAUAAUCAUGAUGAAGCCUCCGGUUCCCAGAGCUCAGUCUAAUUCACUCUUGCCUUCCUUGAACGAGUUAAAAACAGCUCCUUCAGUCGAAGCGAGACGCACCUCGUUUCCCGCCAAACCCCCCCCACCGACACACCGUGUGAAGCCCUCUCUGCCAGCAAACCUGAAGGAAGCGAAGCACAGCCUUCUCAACCCUCCUGUGGCAGACACUAAGCCUGCUGCCUCCUCUGGUGGUAUGAAGGCGACCGAACAAGGCGGGAACGAGGACAAAGAGUGGUUUGCUGGGGACUGCAACAGGAAGACGGCCGAGGAUCUCUUACGGAGGGUCAAAAAGGACGGCGCGUUUCUCAUACGACACAGCUCGACUCAGGGCAGCCGCCAGCCGUAUACCCUUGCCGUGCUCUACCGGCAGAAGGUGUACAACAUUCCCAUCCGCUUCCUGGGGGACGCUCGAGGUUACGCUCUUGGAAAAGAGGGCAAGAAGAACGAAGAGAUUUUCGGCACCCUCGACGAGAUGAUUUCCCACCACAACAAUAACCAGCUGCUUCUGAUAGACAGCAAGAGCCAGGCCAAGCACACCACGUACUUAACGUAUCCUGCUCGCCCUCAACACUAAGAUGUGUUCAUAUGAGUUUUAUGAGGACAACAGCUCAGUCUGAAAGUUUUCUGCAGGUCUACUAAACUGUCACAAAAACUGCAAUUACAACUCUAACUGCUAUGACAUCAGCUAAACUGGUGUUUUCUUUAUAAAUUGACAAUGCAAACUUCUAAUGCACCGAUAACAGAGAUUACAUGUCACAGACUCCAGCCUUGGAGAUUACAUGACGUGACUACGGCAUAUAGUGUCUGUACUAUAUUCAUAAUGCUAUACAAAUUACAGUAACUGUCUGUUAAGAGGUUUUAUUUCUUAAAUCUCAGAGAUGUUCCUGUUUUCUCUUCAUUUUAUAGCAAUGACUGCAAAAGGUUGCAAAACUGUUCUCCAGUAAAAAAGGAAAAACAUGUCGCUGUAUGUUUCCGCCCCCUCGGGUACAGAAGUGAUGCUGUUGCUGUCAGAUCACUGAAAUUGAACUCGCUUCUAAACAUUCAAACAGUAUAAUUAUUUUCGUUUGCAGCUAAAAUGUUCCAGCGUCACUUUGUGCCUCCUGCUCAUUUCCAUUAUGGUCAUGUCUGAUGAAGCGUUGAGAUAAAUGUCUCCAUGAUUUUACGAGUAAAGAUUGGCUGUGUAUCUUUGCACAGGCUUAGUUUAGUUUGACUUUGAUUUUUAAUAUAGGCCUACUCUAUGUAACAGGUGUCUUUUCCGGUGUGAUAUUGUGCAAUACAAAGUCAAAAUGUAUCAUUUUUAUUUCAUUUAUUUUACCGCAGUUUCCUUAUAUUUACUGUUGAUGACCAGUAACAAUGAGUUAAUCUGGACCAUGGUCUUUAUUUGGGCUUUUUCUGUGGUGUGUUCGAUGACGUCCUUUUGAGUAAACUCCAACCUUCUGCUUGUGAUGGAUCCUCGUCAAUGAGGGUCAGUGUGGAGACUGCAGGAUUUAUUGGUUUUACUGAGACACCAUGAGCUGUGUGUGUGUGCGUGUGCGUGUGUGUGUACUGCCAUCAUAUGUCCACUGACCAGAUGCUGCUGGUAACACCUGCUCCCUGUCAGAGUGAAACCACAUUCUCUGUGACCGAACCAUAAAUCCUGGGCCUGUCAUAGCACACAA
Messenger RNA from Anarrhichthys ocellatus (wolf-eel), 2502 nucleotides. Its product is annotated as B-cell linker protein. The record is from RefSeq and is a predicted model, not a curated record. Bases 237 to 1418 code for a protein of 393 amino acids. NCBI's taxonomy places the organism in Eukaryota, Metazoa, Chordata, Actinopteri, Perciformes, Anarhichadidae. Gene Ontology annotation, biological process: cell surface receptor protein tyrosine kinase signaling pathway; intracellular signal transduction. The transcript is spliced from 19 exons.